Chaetomium strumarium is the source of this 1648-nucleotide messenger RNA. RefSeq lists its product as uncharacterized. The record is from RefSeq and is a predicted model, not a curated record. Lineage: Eukaryota; Fungi; Ascomycota; Sordariomycetes; Sordariales; Chaetomiaceae. The transcript has 2 exons. Bases 263 to 1354 code for a protein of 363 amino acids. Gene Ontology annotation, molecular function: protein binding.
CACCACCACAUAAAUCAUCAAAACGCAUGCAAUUGAACCACCUAUCUAAUGGCCAGUCAUUAGCCUUCGGUGAUGAUGGAACCCCAUCUCGAAAUGGGAUUGCUACAGAAAUUGAGUAGGAAUUCGAUGUCGUGAAGGGGACCGCUGUCGACUUCGACAAGACUCGCGAUCUAGCGCCCCAUCGUCCAGAUCGUCACCCGCCAACGCCGCCUACUGAGAUUCGCGCCUCUCUUUCACUCGAGCGGACCGACAACAGCCGGCAAUGGCUGCCCUUCUGCCUCGUGGAUAUCGCUCUAUCACCGAAUACCGCUUCCGCAAGGACCAGACCGACGCCAUUGUUCGAGCCACUGCCUACCAUCGCAAAGACUACUGUCAUUCCGUGAUAUGGUUCUCGCCUCGCGAACACGUCGGCAUGCGUCCGUCGAUAGCAACACCCUUCCCGCGGACUCCCGACAUGGGACUCGGCUCCCUCGGUCGGCUACCCCUCGAGCUCUUGCAUAACGUAGUGUUACGUCUGGACAUGCGUUCUCUCUUCAACUUCCCGCAAGCAAAUCUCAGUUCGAGACAGACUGUGGACUCUCUCCAUCAAUAUCAGAUGGUGGUCUCGCAUGGACUCAACCUUCUCUGCGCCUUGUUACGAACACGGCUCGCCAUUGGUCUUUCUCUGCUCGACUUUUACCACACGCUGUGUACCAAGUCUUGCGAUCUUUGCGGCGAAUUUGGCGGGUUCGUAUCCCUCCUGGCCUGGAAUCGAUGCUGUUUUGCAUGCCUCCAAGGGGCUCCAGAAACCCAAGUGCAAACUCUUGCCGGUAUCCGGAAGCAGCUCCACUUGACCAAGGCCGAAUUAGGGCAACUGAGGUCCUUCAAAACGUUACCUGGCAUCUAUUCGAUGGAGGAGUCGGUAUAUAAAUCCCGCAUUACGGUUGUCUCUGUUCAUCAGGCCAAAUUGAUUUCCGGACAGCAACCAUAUACAGCGGCGGCGCAGGUACAGCCGGAGAACUCGGAACGAAAUCGAAAGUUCAACUUUAUGGGGUCAUGCGCACUUCCUUAUUAUGAUAGACGAACCAGCAGAGUCAAGUACGGAAUGUUGUGUGCUGGGUGUCAACUCGCUCUCGAAAAAGAUAUCAUCGGCUCUAGGGGUGAGAAAUGGGCAUUCGAGGCUCGCGAUAAGGUAUAUGCGCGAGAUUCCUUUUUGAACGUUUCCGAUGGUGUGAACAGGCCCAGAUCCUGUGGAUAUCGAGCGGUGAAGGCAAGAGCCAGCCAACCGAGCUACCGGAGGCUGCUAGGAGAGGAGGGUACUUCAAUCAUCGAGAAUGAUAAGGGUAUUUACUUAGCGCCUAUACUCCCCUCCUAGAUGAAAGGUGCAAUCGCCCUCCCGCAUUGUAUACGUUUGAUUUGGGGUCAUUUCAUCAUGGCCUGGAUAUGCCUUGUCUAUUGGCGUGCUCAAUACGAUCUGCAUCACACUCACGCACAUUCACCCAUGUCUCCGGCCACUAGGGGCUUUGUCAGCACUAGAAGGGUCGAUCUAGUCUCUGAGGCACAGACCUUACGCUCGUGAGCGUUUGUGAUUGUAGUGGCCCGGGUGGCUAGUGUGGCUGGGUGGCUGGUGGAGAUGUACUAUCGGACCCGCACCAAACGCGCACUGAGU